This is a messenger RNA of Pectinophora gossypiella (pink bollworm), 795 nucleotides long. RefSeq lists its product as uncharacterized. The record is from RefSeq and is a predicted model, not a curated record. The coding region runs from base 74 to 781 and encodes 235 amino acids. NCBI's taxonomy places the organism in Eukaryota, Metazoa, Arthropoda, Insecta, Lepidoptera, Gelechiidae. The transcript has a single exon.
AAAGCAAACAAAUUAUUUAAAAAGUAAACAUAACCUAAAAAUUGAUCGAAAAAUUAUAAAUACCUCGAUUAAAAUGGGUACCGAAAAUAAGAAAAACAAACAUAAACGAAAUAAAAAGAAGAACAAGGGCAAGGUAGUGAAUGAAAUUAACAAGAUAGACGCGAAUGCUGAUGUGGAACAGCUAACUGGAGAGGAAGAAUCGGAGACUGCAGGACUGCAACAAGAUGAGCCCUUCGAAGACAGCCGGAAAAGGGAACAUAUAGACGAUUCCGACGAUGAUGAGACACCUAAGAGGAAGAAAAAGAAGAAGAAGCCACUUCCAGAACAAACAACGGACAAAAAAGGCAAGAAAUCCAUACGUCAAAUGAAAAGAGAGAAAUUCCUUCAACGGCAAGCCGAAGAACAAGCAGCUGCUAAAGAUCAGCUUAAAUCACAGUGCCUUAGCUACUUAUCACAAUGGAAACAUGAUAAACAAAACUGGAAGUUUAUGAAGGCUAAACAGGUGUGGCUUUACAAGAACAAGUUCUCCUCAACUUUACUGCCAGAUGCGUCAUGGCCACUAUUAUUAGAAUACUUUGAGUCAGCUAAAGGCAACAUCCGCAAUAUGCUACUUGAAGAUGCACAUAAAGUUAUUAAGAAAAUGGAUGAAUGGACAGAAGCACAAAGUGGGAAGGAUAAGAAGGAAGAGGAGGCUGAGGACUCUGACACGGAAGAAUCAAAUAAACCAGAUAGUACUAGUUAUAAAAGAGCUCGGGACCUAAUACAAUGUUUGGAAGAAUAAAAACUGUUGUUUCA